Neopelma chrysocephalum (saffron-crested tyrant-manakin) is the source of this 5774-nucleotide messenger RNA. It is a transcript of the gene PAK6, whose product is annotated as p21 (RAC1) activated kinase 6. Gene Ontology annotation, biological process: protein phosphorylation; regulation of MAPK cascade; intracellular signal transduction. Gene Ontology annotation, cellular component: cytoplasm. Bases 1880 to 3868 code for a protein of 662 amino acids. The transcript is spliced from 13 exons. Gene Ontology annotation, molecular function: ATP binding; protein serine/threonine kinase activity. The record is from RefSeq and is a predicted model, not a curated record. Lineage: Eukaryota; Metazoa; Chordata; Aves; Passeriformes; Pipridae.
GAAUGUUGUUCAGGAAAUACUAAAGUGACUGACAUGCCAGAAAGCUGUAAAUAACUGGCUUCCUUAUCAAGAUACCUGUGGAAAAUACCUAAUUGCCUCACUGGCUGCCCUGCUGGUCUUGACUUGAUUUCUGAACCAGCUGCAGUGGGGGAAGCCAUUGCACUUGCUGCCUUGACUACAGCAUUGGGUUCUGCUGGUUUCCACUUGGGACUGAGGAGCAGGAACAUAAUGGUUCCAGCUGCUUCAAUCAGCUUAAUCAAUCUGUCCUCAUUUACACGCCUAUGAAGUCUGAAACCUUAGAACAGUUUCCCUUCCUUCUGCAGGGUGCCAGGAGAUCUGGUGCUGAAAUUUAUCCUGCAGAGCUGUCAGCCUUGUAUUAGAAUUGGUGUUUUUGUGACACAGCGGGACACGUGCUGGUCUUGUGUAACUUGUCCAACGUUCCCAGAGUCCUGACAUCCAGAGAGGGGCAUGGCAACACUCCUCACCCUGGGAAGGAACUCUGUGAUGGGAUAGCACUGCACCUGCCAGUCGUGGCCUGCUGUUUGCAGGGCCCAGGAGCCUUGAACCACAGACUCUCCCAGUGUGAGGCUCUGUUACUGCAGCUCCCUCCCCAUCCCAGCGUGAAGCCAAGCCUGUGAUUUCCAGGCUUGGUUGAGGGGAAAUGCACGGAGUCUUUACACACCGGAAUCUUGAUGAGUAUCUUGCUCUUGCCUUUUGUGCAAAAUGCCACUCAAGGCACUGUGCCAUCCUCUCUGCUGAGCUCACAGCAUCAGCCCACGACAAGAAAGGUCCCAGAAAACAUUGACUCACUGCAUCCCAGCAUCCUGCCAGGGGAUGUGUCUGCAGUGAGAUCUCCUCAGCUGGAGCGAGGUUGAAUGGAAUGGAUCACUGUGAGGCUGUUUUACCUUCCCUGAGUGUGCUGCCACCUGUGCUGCCUGCCAGGACAAGGGCUGGGGGCACUGGGAUCACUGCCAGUGCUGGGCAGGACGCAGCUGGAGCUGGGGGUUUGCAUGUGCAGGAGGAGCUUUCUGGAGAAGCUUUCAGAUGAAAUUGCUGAGAAUUUUUGCCUGAAGCAAGGGAUGUUUCCCAUGUUUAAGACAAGCAGUAACCUGCAGUUAGAAGGAAGAAGGGACUGAAUUCACUCCAGAAGUAUUUCUCCGGGAUCUUUUUUUCAAGGAGGCAAAAUGAUGGUUCCUGCCUUGGGAACUUGAAGGUUUUUAAUUGGCACGGUUUGAAGAAAUGUUGGUGAAAGCAAGAGAAAGGAGAUAGGUUUUUUAAGCAUCUGUUUGAAUGGCACCUGAACAACCACUUUAUUGCUGUUGAAAACUAUUUGUGGAGAGACCAGGUCCUUGUCCCAGCUGCAGGAAAAACCUUAUUUAAGGGACCAAGAAAGAAGACAAAGAGGAGAAGGUGAGAUGGUCCCAGGAGGCUCUGCUUUCAGCGUAUGUCGUUUUCCGAGGCUUCUCUGUGCCGAGUGCUUCUGUGUCCCAUCUGCUACCACACCCUGAAAUCAAACUCGGCAGCUUAGGUGCACCAGGCACUGUACAAACAUGUCAGACUUGCCUCCACCCCUUUUUCUACUCCCGCUUUCUCCUGCCGUCUUUCUCUCUCAAGUUUAUCGGCGUGUCAGCGGAUUCCGGUGGCGGAGCAUUCCCACCUCACCUCUGGGCACAGAGCAAUGAGGAGUCAGGGCCCAGCAACACUGUCCUCCAAUCGGCUUUGCUGCAUGACAGUGGGAGAGUUUGCCUCCAGACCCUUCUUGCUCCUCUCCCUUGGAAUUGUCCACCACCAGCAUUGUUGCAACAGGAGUGCCAGACACUAGUGCUUUAAUGUAUUUGGGGACAGAGCACUGAAAAACAGAAGAGAAAUUUGUGGCGUCAUGUUCCGCAAGAAGAAGAAGAAACGCCCGGAGAUCUCGGCUCCGCAGAACUUUGAGCACCGUGUCCACACCUCGUUUGACCCAAAGGAGGGCAAAUUUGUGGGCCUGCCCCCUCAAUGGCAGAACAUUCUGGACACACUGAGGCGCCCCAAGCCAGUGGUAGAUCCUUCGAGGAUCACGAGGAUGCAGCUCCAGCCCAUGAAGACCGUGGUACGGGGCAGCACUGUGGAAGUGGAAGGCUACAUCUCGGGGCUGCUCAACGACAUCCAGAAGCUCUCUGCCAUCAGCUCGAACACCCUGAGGGGCAGGAGCCCCACCAGCAGGAGGAGAGCCCAGUCCCUGGGGCUCCUGGGGGAUGAGAGACCCCCGGACAUGUAUCUCCAGAGCCCUGAAGCAGACUGGGCAGACAAGUAUGGGAACUACCUCAGCUGCAAUGGUGGCUCCAAGGUGGCCCGGAGGCAGACCAUGUGGCCGGACUACAAAGCCCGGCUGGAAGGCCAGUCCCAUCCCAACGGGAUGGUGACAAAAGCGCAGUCCCUGGGCCCGGCGGAGUUCCAGGAUGCCGAGGGCAGCUGCCUCCAGCGCACCCCUGCGCUGCAGCACGUGCCGGCUGUGCCGGGCGACAGCGACACCGGGCCGAGGAGCCCGGAGGAGGGCUGGCCCCAGCGAGCAGCCAGCUCCAGGCCCUCGGGGGAGGGCAGCCCCAGCUCCAAAUCCCGGGAGAACAGCCUCAAGAGGAGGCUGUUGCGCAGCGUGUUCCCCUCAUCCAACGCCUCAAACAAGCCGGGCUCUUCCCUGCAGAUCAAGCCUAACACUUUCUUCAGGCCCCAGCAGUGGGGCUCCCCGCGCAGCCCUGCAGCCAAAGCCCAGUCUCUCCCGCCAGAUCCGCCUGCCUCCGAUUUCCCCAGGGGGGUCUCGGAAGCCGGGACCCCCCAGAAGUCCCCGCCAGCGGAGAAGGCGGUGGCAGUGCCCCUGAGCCGGCCCUCACCAGCCGGGUCCCCCCGCAGCCGGCACACCCAGACCAGCUCCAGCAACCUCCACCUGCCCCCGGACUCCGCUGGGAAGGGGCAGCCGGCAGGCGAGGACCCCGUGGUGGUGACCCAUGAGCAGUUCAAAGCUGCCCUCAGGAUGGUCGUGGACCAGGGGGAUCCACGGGCGAUGCUGGAGAACUACGUCAAGAUCGGGGAGGGCUCCACGGGCAUCGUGUGCAUCGCGCGGGAGAAGCAUUCGGGGCGCCAGGUGGCCGUGAAAAUGAUGGACCUGAGGAAGCAGCAGCGCCGGGAGCUCCUCUUCAAUGAGGUGGUGAUAAUGAGGGACUAUCAGCACGUCAAUGUCGUGGAGAUGUACAAGAGCUACCUCGUGGGAGAGGAGCUCUGGGUGCUGAUGGAGUUCCUGCAGGGGGGAGCCCUCACAGACAUUGUGUCUCAAAUCAGGCUGAACGAGGAGCAGAUUGCCACGGUGUGUGAGUCGGUGCUGCAGGCUCUGUCCUACCUCCAUGCCCAGGGGGUCAUUCACCGGGACAUCAAGAGUGACUCCAUCCUUCUCACACUGGAUGGCAGGGUCAAACUCUCAGAUUUUGGCUUCUGUGCUCAGAUCAGUAAAGAUGUACCCAAGAGAAAGUCCCUGGUGGGUACUCCCUACUGGAUGGCUCCAGAAGUCAUUGCCAGGAUACCAUACACCACAGAGGUGGAUAUCUGGUCCCUGGGGAUCAUGGUGAUAGAGAUGGUGGAUGGAGAACCCCCCUACUUUAGUGAUUCUCCAGUCCAGGCAAUGAAGAGACUCCGAGACAGUCCUCCUCCCAAACUGAAGAACUUCCACAGGACCUCCCCAGUUCUGAGAGACUUCUUGGAAAGGAUGUUGACACGGGAUCCGUUGGAAAGAGCAACAGCACAAGAACUUCUGGAUCAUCCCUUUUUGCUCCAGACAGGACUUCCAGAGUGUUUGGUGCCCCUUAUCCAACAAUACAGGAAGCGCACCUCCACCUGCUGACUCUGCCUGAGGGAAAAUUGUGGGGAAAAAGGAAUGUUUAUAACAAAAAGAAAUCUAAAAAAUGAAGAGCCCAGGUGGUUUCAUCCUGUGAAUGGUGCUUGGAACUUGUCAGCGAUUGUUUUAGAGGAUGAGUGUGAAUCCUGUCCGUGCAUUUGCAGCCUUCUGGGGCUUCUCCUUUGCUGAAGACAAUCAAUACAGACUAGAUCCAGGUGAGACCAAGGAUAAAGCGGGUAUUCCAUGCCUUGGGAAUCACUGCUGCCGGAGGAUGGCGUUUGAAGCGGAGUCUGAAGUUGUGUAUCUGAAUGUCUGUGAGUUUCUGCACACCUUGGCUGCUGACCACUGAACUGGAAUGAUGUUUCCCGGUUAGAAAUGUGAUCUUUGCUUCCUUCAUUCUACACUGGAGUCCUGUGCUGACUCAUUUUGGGGCACAGACCCCUUUAAACUGUCAAACAAUGCACAAAGACUUGAAUUUUUUUCCUCUGAGACUUUUUCACAGACGAUUUUAAUUUCCUUGGGUUAAAUGUGGACCUGGAAACCUGCCCACACUUGGCUCGGGAGUGAUGUGAUAUGUAUAUAUUUGUUUCUAAGUGGCUCUCUUGCAUCAACAGGCUUCUCUUUUGCUGCGGAAUGUGUAUGGUUUAGUGGUCAAUCUUGAAUCCAUUUCAUGAUUUUAAACUUCUGGAAACCCUUGAACAAAGGCCUCCAAGUGGACUCUGUGAAGACCAGGUGCUCCCACCACCAGGUCCUUGUGGUUGACAAUUCACCACGUAAGACCUCUGGUGCUGGCUGGGGUGUGAGCAGCCUGCUCCUGGGGCUGCUUUCCAGGCGCCUUUCUUUCCCUGCCCCUUCUCCCAGGAGAGGCUGAGAAAUGCUGCCCUGAGGCAGUUGUUGGGUAGCAUUUUGGGGAUGCUGUAGGAGACAGAAUGGAACAGUUUGAGCUGUGCUGCUCAUCCCAGGAUUGAUCUCUGUGUUCGUGGGAGGUGAUUGUCCAACCUCCAUCUCCCUGCGGCUGCUGCAGGAUGUGGGGAGACACCUCUGCUGUCUGGCUGUUGGUCUGCCCUUCCCCACCAGCCCUUGGCAUCUGAAAGGUUUCUGGUUGUCUAAACAGCUCUUUGAGUUCUUUUAACAUAGUUUUAGGUAUUUUGUGUGCUACACUCUCUGGUCAGUGAGAUCCUCAAGGUAAUUGGACUCUAGGUCAGGAUUAACAUUGUACAGUGACGGUGUGUGUUGUUGUGAGGUCUCAAGAAUAUACUCUUACAUGUGGAACUGGGAUUUUGUUUUGAAACUCCACAUGCAAAUGUACUGGAAUUUAAGUUAUUCUCGGGACAGUCCUUCUGUGCCAGAAACUAACCUCAGAAUUGCAUUUUCUUCAGAAGAUGUUCAUAAUCUCUGUCCUCUGCUGUUUGCUCCAGUUACAGAUCCUGCUUCAAAAUUGAAGCCACAGUUGAUUACUUGAAGUAAUUUGGGAGGGAAUUGAUCUGCACUGAUGCCAUCACAGGGUGGGCGCCCAGUCUGUGGAGUGUGUAGGUUGGCUCUGUAUCUGUGGGGAGGGAACACCUGUGGAGGGUGGCUCACCCCCUUGUCUCAGACACCUGCUGAAGGAUGAAAUCACUCUCUCCCUCGCCUGUGGCAGGUAGAGGGGUCACAGGGGGUUUGCCUAGACUGGAUGUCUAAGUUUGGGGCUGAUGGAGUUGAUUGAAAUUAAUUCAUUUAGCUCCUCUUUAGCUGCACUGGAAAAUUUUUGACUUAAAAUGUUUAUGUAUUUCAGAUAUAUUACUUUUUUUUUAUGCAAAAGAGCAGGGCUUGGAAAAGAUUUAUAAUUUGAAACAAACACUCCUGCUGGUCUGUAGUUGUGAAUCCUUUGCACUUGUGUUUUAAAUUAAAGUAGAUCUUGAUUUAUUCAUAA